GUCAUUUUGUUCACAAUCACAAUACAUGAUUGUGUUUCUUUUCUCUGCAAGUAUUUAUGACAAAUAUUAAAAAGAAAAUUUUCAUUUAAAUAAGAAUAUUUAUCAUAACGGACCGACAACAUGUUUCAAUUUGGAUUCAACAUGUUUCCUGAGAUUCCCAGGCCUUUUAAUAUGACUUAUAAGUGCUACUCAGUGGCUAUGUUUCCUGGCAAUGAACGAGAAGACGUUGAAAGGGGUGGAAAAAUUAUUAUGCCCCCAUCAGCUUUGGAACAAUUAACUAGGUUAAAUAUCAACUAUCCUAUGUUGUUUAAGCUUGUGAAUAAAAAGACACAUCGCACAACACAUUGUGGAGUUUUAGAAUUUGUUGCUGAUGAAGGAAAAGUUUAUUUGCCACUUUGGAUGAUGAACAACUUAGUACUUACUGAAGGAGAUUUGGUUCAGAUGGAAAGUGUUUCCCUUCCUGUUGGCACAUUUUCAAAAUUCCAACCUCUCAAUCCAGACUUCUUGGACAUUACUAAUCCUAAGGCAGUCUUAGAAAAUGGUUUAAGAUCUUUUGCUUGCCUUACAACAGGAGAUGUCAUUGCAGUAAAGUACAAUCAAAAGGCUUAUGAGUUGUGUGUUUUAGAAACCAAACCUGGAGAUGCAAUUAGCAUCAUUGAAUGUGAUAUGAAUGUGGAAUUUGCUGCUCCUGUUGGAUACAAAGAACCCGAACAAGUCAAAAAGGAAGAAGAAGAAAUGGCCAUAGAUCCUGCAGAUUUAAUGCCAGAACCUUCUGGAUUUGUAGCAUUUAGAGGUGCAGGAAAUCGACUUGAUGGCAAAAAGCGUAAAGAUACUUCCGGAGCUGAUAGUUCAGUGGCUAAACCAACUUAUGUGAGAGGAAUUCCAGAUUAUGAUUACCAAAUAGGCAACUUAACAUUCAUCAGGAGAAUGAUCAAGCAGAAAUCUAAUGAUAAUGUAGAGGACAGCGAGUUCAAAGCAUUUAGUGGAGCCGGAUUUAGUUUAAAAUCAAGAACAUAAAACCAAUAGAAUUGCUCUGAUAUUUAUAUUUUGUUUUGUUUGUUUUGGUUUUAUUUUAAUAAAUAAAUUAUUAUUAAAAGAUGUACAA
Diabrotica balteata is the source of this 1105-nucleotide messenger RNA. The record is from the annotation of a GenBank genome assembly. NCBI's taxonomy places the organism in Eukaryota, Metazoa, Arthropoda, Insecta, Coleoptera, Chrysomelidae.